AUGGCUAAACCGGAAUUCCGCGUUCGGGAUGGCACGUCCGCCGAUAUCCCAGCUGCAGCCGAGAUCUUCAUGGCCGCCUUCGGUGACGACUGGAUCGCAAACACAAUGCACCCCCACCGGCGCGAGUUCCCAGAUGACUGGCGCGCCUGGGCCAACCGGUUCUUCUACGCCAGGUACUGGGGUCCCGAACAGCAGCUCUUCUACGUCCUCACCAUCCCGGACCCCGCCGCGCCCUCCGGAGAGCGUAUCGUCGCCUUCGCGUGGUGGCGCCGACCGUACCCCACGCCCGCCGAAAAGGCCGCCCACGAGGGCAACCUCACCAUCCGCGGCUGGCUGAAGCCGAUCCUCCUGGGUCUCAACAGCCUCUCCGGCUACCUCUGGCCAUGCCGGUCCAUGGAUCCGGAGAUGGUCAGCGCGUUCGACGACUCUCAUAUCGCCAGCGAUCCCAUCAAGAAUGACCCGGAGCACCCGAAGCGCAAGAACGCGUGGUACCUCUCGACGCUGGGCGUCAGCCCGGAGUUCCAGGGUAAAGGAUACGGGUCGGUUCUUGUCAGGCACAGCCUGCGCCGCGUCGACGAGGAGGGCGUACCGGCGUGGCUCAUUGGGCUGAAGGGCGUCGAACCCUUUUAUGAGCGGCUGGGCUUCGAGGUCAAGGGCAGGGCGAACGUCGGCAGGUUGGCGGAGUGGGACGGCGGUUCCAUCAUGUUCAGGGAAUGA
Molecule: messenger RNA, 717 nt
Organism: Colletotrichum karsti
Lineage: Eukaryota; Fungi; Ascomycota; Sordariomycetes; Glomerellales; Glomerellaceae
Product: acetyltransferase
Exons: 1
Coding region: 1-717 (238 amino acids)
Molecular function (GO): acyltransferase activity, transferring groups other than amino-acyl groups
Source: RefSeq, a predicted model, not a curated record